Molecule: messenger RNA, 3958 nt
Organism: Closterium sp. NIES-67
Lineage: Eukaryota; Viridiplantae; Streptophyta; Zygnematophyceae; Desmidiales; Closteriaceae
Source: the annotation of a GenBank genome assembly
CAUGUUGUGGUGGCCUUGGGACUGUCAACCCGAGAGCUGAUUUUUAUUGCCGCGCGGAAUUCUGCUCUGCUCUGCUCGUAGGAGUCUCUCCACGGCGCUUUCUAUGGCCGUUCUGCUGCUGGGGAGCCAAUGAGUGCUCUCGGGCUGAUCAUCGCUUGUGAUCGGUUCGAAUAAGCGGGGCUGCACUCUUGCCGCCGACCCUCCCGCGCAUCCUUCACGCAAUUCCAGUUCGCUUAUAUCGCGAAUCGUUCUUCAGGCUGCUUUUCCGUCUCUCAUUUUCCUUUCACUCCAACCUUAGCCGGGACUAUUGGAUUGGAAUCUUAGCAACUUUAGCGACUAUUGCGACUAUUCGUCCGUUAUCUGCAUAGACCGCCAUGGACGACCUAAUAUCGCUGGGCGAGACGUUACAGCAGGCAUCGUCGGCUCUCGUGGGGGACGAUAUCCAAGCCGACCCUCGCUCGGGGUCUGCUCCCGUCAUCCAGCUGCUGGUCGUCGGCGCACCGGGAUCCGGAAAGUCGGCCGUUCUCAACACGCUCAUCGGCCAUGCUGUUCUGCCAACGGGAGAGGGCGGAUGCACGCGCUUCCCUGUGCUCGUUGAUUUGCACCGAGACCAGAACCUGUCCGCUGGUGCUGUGCGGGGGAAUCUCGGUGCCAGAACCAACAUGCCUAAGCCGUCGGAGAUCCGGCAAGCGCUGCAGUCGGACAUGAGCAAGGCCAAGGGGUCGUCGAGGAACAGAGAGGAGGCGCAGCUCAUCCUGCGCUCCCCAAUAGCCCCACCAAUGCGCAUCAUUGACCUGCCGGGAGUCGAAAAGGCAUCUCAAAUGGACGGAGCAUUCCAGGACAAUGUGUCCAACAAUGAUGCAGUCAUCCUGGUGGUGGUCUCUGCCACAGCAGUGAAGGACUCCCUCAAGAUCCUCCGCAUCGCACACGAUAUCGACAGAGAAGGUGUGAGGACCAUCGGAGUGAUCACGAAGUUCGACCAGGUGGUGAAGGACAGGGAUGCAGCGAAGCUCGCAGUGGACCUGCUGCAGAGGCAGGGGGCGGCCAUGGCACAGGACUACCCGUGGGUGGCUGUGAUUGGUCAGCCGCUGGGGGACAAGGACACGAAUGAGCCCAUGGAUGGCGCGUGGCAGGAGGAGUUCAAGGUUCUCUCGCAGGUGAUGCGGGCAAAUGGAGUGAAGGGCAUGGACACGCCCAUGGGUCGGGACGCGCUGCUGCGGCUGAUUGCUCGCACCGUGCGGCACAAGAUGAAGGAGAAGAUCCCCCGCAUCAUGUCCGCCUUGGAGGGUCGGUCCCAGGAGGUGGACGCUGAGCUACUCAGGCUGGGCGACUCCCUCAUCUCCAGCCUCAAUGGCUCCCGCGCCCUCGCCCUGGAGCUCUGCCGUGGCUUUGAGAACAAGUUCUGCGAGCAUCUGGACGGCAGUGAGGGCGGGGGGUCUCAAAUGGUGGAGAAGUUUGUCGGCACGCUGCCUCUCCGUUUCAGAGGGCUUCCUUUGGACGACACGUUCAGCUUCGAUAAUGUCAAGAAGGUGGUGAUGGAGGCGGAUGGUUACCAGCCGUACCUGCUGUCGCCAGAGAAGGGCCUUCGUCUGCUCAUCAAAAGAAGCCUGGAGCUGGCGAAGCAGCCGGGCAUUGACUGCGUGGACGAGGUGCACAAGAUCCUCGUUGACAUCGUUGCAGCUGCGGCAUCGCAAGCUCCUUCGCUCGUUCGCUUCCCACCGAUGAAGAGAGAGCUGGUGGCCAUAGCAUCAGCUGCCCUAGACGAGUACCGAGCUGAGGCCAAGCGCAUGGUGACGGCCAUAGUGGACAUGGAGAAGGGCUUCGUGCCGCCUGCUCAUUUCAUAGAGGCCGAAUACAAGCGGCAGGAGAAGCUGUGGAGGGAUUUGGAAGUGGCUCGCAAGGGCUUGCAGGAUCGAGGCGUACUCUCCCGCUCAUUGACUGGAGACAGUGGCGGUGGCCGCUUUACCUCGGCCAUGUCGUCAUUCUCCCGCAAGAAGGAGCCUCCUCCCCCUCCACCUUCUGUUGACGCCUCGCAGCCCCUGGGUCCAGUCAAGGAGCUUGCAGGGUUCCUUUGGAAAGUGAGCUCCAAGGGAGGGUGGAGCAAGCGGUGGUUCGCACUCAGCGACAAGACAGCCCGGCUCUACUAUGUGAAGAAGCCCGAUGAGAAGACCCCCAGGGGCGUCAUUCCUCUUGAGGACUGCAUAGUGGACGAGAUAGUGCCCCCGGAGGAGGUGCCGUCAGCCUCAGACAUGAAGGCCGGAUCCAACCCCUCGGCGCAGGCGCUGUCCUUCAAGAUCGGCAACAAAGUGCCGUACAAGACCGUGGUCAAAGUUCAUCAGUCCCUCAUCCUGCGCGCCGACAACAUGGCGGAGAAGCAGCAGUGGGUGGCGCGCCUGCGCAGCCACACCAAGGCGUUCAAGGAUGCCCCUCCUCCCCCCCCCGCCUCUGGGGACGCGGAGAACAGGGCGGAGGACGGGGGCGGCAGGGAGGGCGACUCCACAGCCACCAGCAGCAGCGGCAGUGGCAGCAGUGGUGGCAGCAAUGUGCCGGGGGCGAUAGGCCAGGGCGGAGUAGGGGUAGGGGGGCAGCAGCGGGUGGCGAAUCCGGAGGAGGAGCUGAAGUACCAGGUGACUGAAGUGCGGCGCUACGUGCAGGCCGUGCUGGUUCAUCUGGCAGACAACAUCCCGAAGGCCAUAGUGCUGGCUCAAGUGGAGCGCGCACGUGACUCGAUGCUCACGAAGCUGUACCAGACAGUGAGCGCCAUUUCAGACGUGAACCUGCAGGCGCUGCUGCAGGAGGACGCGGAGAGCCAGGGCAAGCGCGACAAGUUCAAGCGCAUGAGGGACGCCAUGCUGCAGCUGAAGAGAGCGCUCAGUCUGCAUGAGGCGCGCGCAUCGGCUGAAGAGGAAGGGCAAGGCACCAAGGAGACGGUGGAUGCGUGGAGAGCAGCGUUCAACAAGGCCUCCCAUGCCACAGCUUCUAUCCCCGAAGACCAUCCCUCCUCAGACUCAGGCACCCUGCCCUCCCCUUCCACUCGGAAAUCCCCACCACCACCACCCUCCUCCUCCUCCUCUUCCUCCUCUUCCAAACCCUCCAAAUCCUCAGCCUCAGCAGCAGUGGCAGCCGCUGCAGCUGCUGCGUCUCCCACCCCUCCUGCUUCAUCAUCAGCAGCAGCAGCAGCUCCCACUUAUGCUCCCUCUCAGUCCUCAUCAUACCAGCCCUCUCGCUCAUCCUCCACCAGUCAACAGCCGCCAGCUGUCACCCGUGGCAUGAGCAUGAGCUCCGUGCCCAACCCUCUAGGCCCGGGAGUUGGCGGAGCUGUGGUUCCAGGUCCGGUAAUGGCUCGGGGGCCGCCAAUGAUGCCCUCUGGCAGUGCUGCUCGGAGUGCUAGCCCGUUACGGCAGACCCUAGCGGGGGGUAUGGAUGGAGCAGGAGGGAUGGGGGGGAUGGGUAACUCCUUGCGCGCGACAUCAAGGAGGGUGCCCCCCCCUCCACCCACUGGGUUCAGCUACAAGUGAGGGAGUCUAGUCUUAGAGGCACCUCAAAACUCCCCUCCACCCACUGGGUUCAGCUACAAGUGAGGGAGGUUCUUCUUGAGACGCCUUGAAAUGCAACACCGCCAUAAGCACUACUUCAUGGAAAGUUCUUCCCCUCGACCAAUGGUUCCUGCUUCAUGAAGGCUAUUGGGGAACAUGCUAUGUUGAAGGCAGGUGCAUGUUUUGCCGGUUUCUAGGUGAAUCCGUUUGCUGGCUCUGAGUCUGAGGGAUCAGUCAGGUCCUCCAUGUGAUGUUGUGAGCCUUGAUAUUUUUGAGAGGUAAAUUCAGUCUUGGAUUUACAGUAGUACACUAGGGUGUGUCGUGUAUGUAAGAUGAGUUGCGCAAGUCUCCUCUAGUUAUUAUAGGUUCCCUGCGCAAGGCUUCUGGCAGAUUCUUACAAGACUCUUCUUGCUUCACACCAG